UUCCUUCCACCACCACUCGGCUGCACGUACACCCACUUGUAUAUAAGCCUUACCGCGCACGUCUCGCCCUCUUCCUGCUUCUUCUUCAACGACGAUCCCACCUUCCUCGCCUCUUCCACUCCACAUCGAUCGAGCUCGAUCGCCCAAUCGCCUCUCUCUCGGCUCUAGCUAUAUAUCACUUCCGAACGUCCUUCGUCGGCGCUUGCUGCUGGUGGUGCGAUCAGCGCAGGAUUCUCUGACGACAUGGAGCGGCGCGGCCAUUGCCACGGCGGCAAGCACCCGCACCCGCACCCGCACCCGCCCUCGCUCCCGCCGCCGCGCCGGGCGCGCGGCGGGGAGCGCACUCGGCAGCCGUCCAGCGGCUCCUUCUCGGCGUCGCUCCUGGACGCCAUCUACCGCUCCCUCGACGACGGCGGUGGUACCGACGCCGUCGUCGUUGAUGCCGCGCGUGGGAGUGGUGCGGAGGAGAAUAAGGCGGCCGCGACGGCGCAGUUCUGGUGGGCGAAUAAUAAGGAGAUGGCGGCCAACAAGCCCAGGCAGUCGUCUUCGUCGAGCGCGGACAGGGACAGGGACAGCAGGCGCCGGCGGGCGGAGACGGGCGUCGCGCGCCCUCGCCACUCGGGGUACGCGUCGUCCACCACGUCGUCGUCCGACUCGUCGGCCGCUAGCUACAGCAGCUUCUCCUGCUCGUCGGCGUCGACCACGGAUACUGAGUCGUCCACGUGCCGCCGCCACAGCCCGCCCCUCCCGCCGCGGGUGUCGUCGUCAGAGGAAUCCGUCGCCACGGACGCCGAGGAAGGGGCAACCCCGCCGCCGCCGCCACCCAAGAGCAAACCGAAGAAGAAGUCCAGGCCGUGUUUCCCCGUGGCCAGAAUCCGACCAAAGGCCUCAGUGCCAGCAUCAUCAUCCGGGCCGCAGCCGCCGUCGCCGGCGACGUUCGCGUGCGCGCUCAAGGCUCUGUUCUCCUCGGCGCGCCUCCAAAGGAAGUCCAAGACUCCGGCAGCCACUCCUCAGCCCAAAACCUCGCAUUCGCAGCCGCAGCCGCAGCCGCCGCGCAUGUCGGCAACGACGAGCGCUGCGAAAGCGGCUGACGCGGCGGCGGAACCGUCGGAGCCGAGGACGGUGAGGCUCCGCCCGGAAGCCGAGGCGUCGGUGGUGGUGCGGCGAAGGGUGGAGGAGCUGGUGCGGAGCCUCGAGGAGCUGGAGGAGGACGAGGAGGGGAGCGACGCCAGCUCCGACCUCUUCGAGCUGGAGAGCCUUCGCGGCGCCGGCGCGGACGAGCUGCCCGUGUACGGCACCACCAGCCUCGUGGCCAACCGCGCUAUCGCCCAGGGGCCAGCUCGUUAAUGAGAUCCCAAAAGGCGCCUUCAAAACAUCGUCAACGUUCUCUGCAUUUCUGCAUCUGCAUGUUAAUAAUGCUGCAGUAUUUUGUUGUGAGAAUGAAAUGCUGCAGCAUGGUUUGUACCCUGUCUAUAUUUCAAUUUUGUCCUUCCCAUAAAUCUGUAUUUUUCAUAAAAAAUGUAAAUAAAGUUCUUAAAAAAAUUGU
Messenger RNA from Sorghum bicolor (sorghum), 1546 nucleotides. RefSeq names its product protein BIG GRAIN 1. The record is from RefSeq and is a predicted model, not a curated record. Gene Ontology annotation, biological process: auxin-activated signaling pathway. Lineage: Eukaryota; Viridiplantae; Streptophyta; Magnoliopsida; Poales; Poaceae. The coding region runs from base 244 to 1347 and encodes 367 amino acids. The transcript has a single exon.